Molecule: messenger RNA, 5335 nt
Organism: Achroia grisella
Lineage: Eukaryota; Metazoa; Arthropoda; Insecta; Lepidoptera; Pyralidae
Gene: cas
Exons: 26
Coding region: 129-5033 (1634 amino acids)
Biological process (GO): regulation of neuron differentiation; positive regulation of transcription by RNA polymerase II
Cellular component (GO): nucleus
Molecular function (GO): DNA-binding transcription factor activity, RNA polymerase II-specific; RNA polymerase II transcription regulatory region sequence-specific DNA binding
Source: RefSeq, a predicted model, not a curated record
AUGUUACUACAGUUGGCUGAUUUCGAAGACUGAUUAAUAUGUAUAAUAAGCCAACAAGGAAAUGAUCGAUUCAUGAAUAUCCCCAGGACGGACUCGUUUCAAGUCCUCGUGGGAGUACAAACAGUGCGAUGACUACUGCGAUGGCAGCUCACCAGGACUCUAUACACGAGAGACUACAAGCGGCGCCUGAAGAACCCCUAUUCCUUCACCAUGGCUCGGCAUCUUGGUCUGAACCCUCCGACCAUCAAGAGGAACAUAUCACAGACAUGUCUCCAUACUACAAUAUGCCAAAACGGAAUAAAAGAAAGAAUUUUAAGCCCAGAUGCGCACCUAAUGCUAGCGCCUACUCUGAUGACUCAAAUGGUGAAAACUGUGAUGAGGCAGCUAGUCCAAUUAACGGUAAUGAUAGGACUUCACCAGAACAAACAGUUGAUGAAGAGAAAGAGGAAGAAUAUUCUAAAAUUGGUGUCAAAAAUUUUAGUCUUCUCAAAGGAGGUGCUGUUGAUCUCAGUAGAAGGUUAAGCAUCGAUUCUAAUGAGAAUAUAGAUACGAAUUACCAAAAUAGGUUACCUGAAGAAAAGAAGGUGGAUUCCUUUCAGCGUUCUUAUAUACAUAGUUUACAGAUAAAUCCAGAAACUGAAAGGGAUCACACUGUAUUAAAUUUUAGUAGUCUACAAAAUAAAUCGUUCUGUGCCAAAAACCCUUUUGCUAUAUCUCAAUUAAUUAAAACUAAUUCUCCUCCAAGAAGAAGGGAAUCUGAUUCUGACGAGGAGAAAGGUCAGGAUAUAAACGCUAAUGACAGAUUAGAAGGUCAAGAGUCCAUGGAUGUUAGCGAGUCCCACCAAAAUGGUGAUACGUCAAAUGCUACAAACAGAAUUUUACGGGAUUAUGCUAUGAACACUAUGAAGGAAUUACUGGGAAUAUAUGGGUUGUCUUCUAAUGAAGUUGCUGAUGCCAUAAGUGGGCAGAUUAGGGCACUGGAAGCACUUCAAGGAAAACCAUUUACUCAGCUUCCUUUAAGCCUGAAAAGACGACACGACUCAAGUAUGGAUGACGGAACAGAAAAAAGUAUUAGAAGGUCAUCAUCGGCGACCGAUGAUGAGGGUUCAGCAAAUAUUACCCCACCUAAAACCCCUGAUGACGAUAUGGAAGUACAAAGACAAAGAGCUCUACAAAUUAUUAACCAGCAGUCGAUGCGGUUAUUUGGCAGAUCUCAAGCUCAAGAGGAAGAGGGUAGUGGUUCUGAUGACGGAGAGCAGACUCUUGACUUGAGCGUGUCAAGAGACACAGAUGGGCAGGAACAAUCAGCGACUUCAAGCGCCGGUAAUAGUGUAUCAGAAUUUGACCAACAAAAUAUGCUGAUGAGAAAAAAUUUAGAGGACUUGGCAAAUUUACAAAUGCAGGGUUUCUUUCAAAAGCAAUCAUCUUUGGAAGCUGACGAUUCACAAGAGAGAAAACUGCAGGCCAGUGGUCUAUUGUCGGCAUUGAAUCAUUUGGAUCAAGCUCGCAAGAAUUCUCUCCAGUCGACUGUCGACUACUCUAGAUAUGUUAAAAGGUACAGCUCAACAUUGGAAUGUGGUUCGUCAUACUGCAAAGAUCUUGGUUACCGAGAGCAUUUCCACUGCAUGGACUGCACCGCCAGGGUGUUCUGCAAGAAGGAAGAGAUGAUCAGGCACUUCAAGUGGCACAAGAAACGCGACGAGUCUCUAGCUCACGGCUUUAUGAGGUAUUCACCACUUGAUGAUUGUUCGGAACGAUUCAACGAGUGCCCACAUAACAGGAGUCAAACCCACUACCACUGCAUACAAGAAGGCUGUGAUAAGGUUUACAUUUCAACCUCAGAUGUGCAGAUGCACGCCAAUUACCACCGAAAAGACUCAGCAAUACUGCAGGAAGGGUUCCAAAGGUUCAGGGCGACGGAAACCUGCGCCGCCCCGCAUUGCGUCUUCGCUGGCCAGAGGACCACUCACUUCCACUGCCGAAGGCCUGGUUGCACUUAUACAUUCAAAAACAAGGCUGAUAUGGAAAAACACAAGACCUACCACAUAAAAGACGAGGCUCUCUCAAAAGAUGGUUUCAAGAAAUAUAUGAAGAAUGAAGCAUGCCCAUACAGAGACUGCCGGUUCAGCAGAACAUGCAACCACAUCCACUGCAUCAGACCUCAUUGUAACUACGUGCUGCAUUCUAGCAGCCAGAUCUUCACACAUAAGCGGAAGCAUGAGAGGAAAGAACAGGAAAUGAGUUUUGGGCUACCAACUUCCGUGAUCCAAAGUGCUCUAAUGCAGCAAGGUGCAGAUCUCAGCUUAUACUCACCUGGAGGCAGUUUGCACGUUGAAGAUGAUAUGUCGAAUCCUAUGAUGGAUUCAGAUUUCACGCAUCCAUUUAAUACGGCACUGGUUGAAGAAGUGUCACGAAAAUACAUAGAAACAUUCAAUGGGGGUAAAGAAGCAGAAGACAAGUGUGGGAAAUGUAGCGCUUUCAAUAAGCACUACCAUUGCUUAGCUGAUGGUUGCAAGAUGGCGCAUAGCUGUCACACUACAAUGGUGAAGCACGUAAUGGAACAUGAACAACAAAAUCAGGUGACUGAGGCAUACUUUGUGAUGUAUACACGAAGCAACCCUUGUGGCAACUCUGCCUGUCAGCACAUCAGAGAUAUUACUCACUAUCAUUGCACUUGGGAAAAUUGUGGUGCUGUCAUUCUUUCAUCAGAAGAGCACCCAUUUAGACGUUUAGAACACCAUCGUCAACAUGCAAUUCUCAGUCCUAUGUCACCUAACUUAGCGGCGAGAUUCGCACCAAACUUCACUCCACAACUGUCCGCUCAAUUACAUCCGAAUAUGGCGGCUCAACUUGGUCAAGUUCCCAAUAUACCGAACCUACCUCCAAACUUGGCACAGCUAGCUCAAAUGGCGCCAAGCCUUACGUCACAGUUGAAUCCUAACUUGCAAGCUCAAUUAAAUCUUGGCCCCAAUCCUGGUGUUGUCCCACAACAAGUGAACCCGUCAAGUUCCCUGGAUGAAAUGUUCAGCAGAAAACGUGGAAGACCACCCAAGAAUAGAGUCGUGGAAGUUUGGACUGAUAAUGUCACCCCUCAGGCUAUAUUCACAUCGUUCAAAUUGCCAAAGAGCAAUCAAAUGCCGGCCGUCGUUCAAUCACCUGUUAUAGCCACGCUCGAGGAGUUUCCGCGAAUAAAAUUCCAACACUUCGAAGUCUUCACUAGUCCGGACACUUGCACUCAGUCGUAUCCUAACUGUCAAUUGAGGAUGACCAGACUUCAUCUACACUGCUUUAACUGCAGCUUCGUUGGUGAAACGCAUAUGAUAAUGGAAUCACACAUGAGAGACUGCCACUCUGUUGCACCUUUAUUAGAAGGAUUCGACUAUUAUUCGUCUUUUGACCAAUGCGGUGGGAAAAGUUGCUUUAAAAACCAACUGAGAUCUCAUUUCCAUUGUGCACAGGGAAAUAAUUGUCCAGCAAUUUUGACUCAAUACUCAGCUUUAGCUACUCAUAAGCAUGGGAGAGGUACUCCAGUUAUUAAAACUGAGGAUCAAGAAAAGUCUUUUGAGGAAGCCAAAGAUUAUUCAUUGAAAGAACGCGCGUCUGUCGAUAGUGUUUGUUCAAUGAAAGAACCAGUUGAACCAUACACACCAACCAAUUUCUCGAUUAAGAGCGAAUUCGAUAGAGACCAGGACAAUGUUUCGGUAGUAAAAGCUACGGGAACCUUCUAUCCAUCUUCCCACCUCCGAAGCAAUACGUCAUCUCCGUCACCAAGAAGUAUUUAUGACGCGUCACCUUCUAAGGAAAUGAAGUUACGAAUGGACUACGACAAAAAGCCAGCAGGACCUACAAUCCCACCUUCGUGCCAUGAUCAAACAUGUGCUCUGAAUAAAAAUGCUGGUGGUAUGAAUCUGCAUUACCACUGUCCUCACUGUGGGCAAGCUUAUAUCGAUUUGAAACUUCUCUUCAGUCACAUGGUCAAGAAACAUAGUAACUCCAUGGAUUCUGGACCUGUCGGAUUAGCUGCUACCAAGGAGACUCUCGAACGAGAGUACCCAGAGAUCUCGAUACUGCCAUCGACUGCUACUUCCACUUCAUCUAGUCAAAUGCCAUCGCCAAGUCAGAGACCACCAAAUCCUGCUGAACAGGUACAAGCAGUUCAAAGUCUUCUAUUACAACAAUACUUAGCUGGAGGACGCAAGGGCAGUUUACAGGACCAGUUGAAAAUACAACAACAGUAUACUGCAUCAUUAGCUGGUCUGCCAGGACUUGCUCAAGUUGCACUAUUUUCGCAAGGAGGAUCGCCUUUCCCUCUGUAUCCAACGAUGCUGUAUCCACCUGAGUUGCUUCUGGAACAGAGUCUUCUUCAAGGCCACGGUCUACCACCUGGACUGGAUAAGGAAGCUGAGAUGCUAGCUAAAACCAGGCGCACUCAUACGACACGCGGGCCUCACAUGAGGGUACUGAAGGACGAACCCAUCCCUGAGGGUUACUUGAGAUUCAGAUUCAACGAAGACUGCGCCUAUCAGCAUUGUGGCUACAGGGAGCAUCAAACCCACUUCCAUUGCACAAGAAAAGACUGCGGAUAUUCUUUCUGUGACAAAACAAGAUUUGUACAGCACACCGCUAGACACGAAAGAUUGGAUACAUUGAUGGGUGGUGAUUUCCAGCAGUACCGCGCGAAUGUGUACUGCCAACGAUCAGAAUGUCCACAUGCAUCUACCUUCGGUACAGGCCAGAACAAGGCAUCUCACUUCCACUGCUUGAAAUGCGACUUCGUGUGCACGGACACCAACAAGGUGGUAGCCCACCGGCGUCAGCAUCAAAAACUUGACACCAUACAAGCAGCCGGCUUUGAAAAAUUCCCACCCAGCAAAGGAUGUGGCUACGAACCUCAAUGUAUCCACAGCAAGAAGCAAACCCACUAUCAUUGCCUCCAGUGCGGUUCAGCGGUUCUCGGCCUGUCUCAAAUGACCUCACAUAAGUACAAACACCAGGAAGCGAACAUGGGUCCCUCGACUAGCGGCACCAACUGACGAGACCUGUACAUAACCAUUGUAAUCUUGUCCACGAAUAAUAUUGGACUUUAUGUAUAUAGCAUUAGGCUUAUUUUUUGUAAUAUGUUUGACAUUUAAAAUGGGCAAACCAAAUUAAAAAUAUUAAUGCAAAUCAGCAAAUCAGAAAGUGUCGAUUUUAAGAUUUUUGGAUUAUUCCAUAAAAUAUAAAAUGAUCUAAAUAAUUUUAUAUAAAAUUUAGUCCUAAACUGUAGCCAACUCAUUAUAAUUAAAGGCAUAUGUAUAAAAAUUUUGCAGUUGAAAUCUGGAUAAUAGGAGAUAGG